Messenger RNA from Procambarus clarkii (red swamp crayfish), 441 nucleotides. RefSeq lists its product as uncharacterized. NCBI's taxonomy places the organism in Eukaryota, Metazoa, Arthropoda, Malacostraca, Decapoda, Cambaridae. The record is from RefSeq and is a predicted model, not a curated record.
AUGGCCACCCCGACAGGCCGACCAUGGCCACCCCGACAGGCCGACCAUGGCCACCCCGACAGACCGACUAUGGCCACCCCGAGAUGGCGACUAUGGCCACCCCGACAGGCCGACCAUGGCCACCCCGACAGACCGACUAUAGCCACCCCGACAGGCCGACUAUGGCCACCCCGACAGGCCGACCAUCACCACCCCGACAGGCCGACCAUCACCACCCCGACAGGCCGACCAUCACCACCCCGACAGGCCGACCAUGGCCUUUCCGACAAGCCGAACAUGGCCACCCUGACAGGCCGACCAUCACCACCCCGACAGGCCGACUAUAGCAACCCCGACAGACCGACUAUAGCCACCCCGACAGGCCGACCAUGGCCACCCCGACAGGCCGACCAUCACCACCCCGACAGGCCGACUAUAGCCACCCCGACAGACCGACUAUAG